UGUGGUGUUGUUUGUUUUGUUUUAGGAAAUAUUAAUAAUUUUGUUGUUGUGGCAAACGUACUAUAAAUUAAUUAAUUUUACUGUUUAUAUAUUGCAAUAAAUAUGCGAAGGACAUACAGAUCAAAAAAAGACGCCAGCGGAGCUCUAGAUCAUAAAGACGUGUUACUCGAUGAGAAGAGUUCGGCAUUUGAUGCAUUUUACAUUCAAAAUAUCAAGCAAACUAAAAGAGAGGUAUCUUCGGUUAACUACCUAGCGGCUCCUCCUAGCAAAGUUCGUAAAAGAAAAUAUGUCAAACGUAUAAUAAAAGAUCCGGAGCCACAGAAAGAAUCCAUUUUAGAUUCGGUAUACCUCACUCCUAACAAAUCCCUCCGUGUAAAUAAACCACUGGAUCCUUUCGACCAGCUGCUAAAUUCUCCCUCGACCCAACGAAAUGAUUCUCUAAGAGUGAACAGAGACAACCUGUUUUGUUAUCAAAAAGUAACAAAAACAUAUCAUAAGAAAAGACUGAAUAAGUUGAAGAAAUAUAAUUAUUCCAGCAGUGAUACUACUGAAUCUGAUAAAGAGAAUUUUGACAGCAGUAGAACACCAGACACAUCAAACAUAAAGAAGCAUGAAUUAUUGAUAGAAAAACCUACAAAAAAAAUUUCUACAAAUUUGGACAAAUCCAUCAAAGACUUAGUUCAAAAUUUUUCUCUUUUGAAAAAGGUUAGUCCUAAAACACCAGGAAAGAGUAACAACCCAAUGAAACUUGUGAAGAACAGAUUGACCUUCAAUAUACAGUCACCAAUACUUCAAAGUUCCCCAUUAUGCAGUACACCUUUCAAAGAAAAAUAUAGAGGAAAAUCAAUAUACAAUUUUUCCCCAAUUCAUGAUAAAAAUUUUAAUGAGACUCUAGAUAUGGAUGCAUCUCAGAAUAAAAGUAGUGAUAGUAUUAUAUUUGUUGAAAAGAAAAGACUUAAUUUAUCUAACAAACAAGAAAUAAGCAUUUGCAAAGAAGUAUGUAAAUCACCAGUUUUUAAAACACCCGAUAACUAUAAGGCCCCUAGCACUUCAAUAGAAACAGGAAAAAAUAAUUUGAUAAAUUCUGUUAAUGAGAAGACAUGUGAAGCUGUACCACUUAUUCUUUUAGAACCAAAAAAUAGUGCAGUAUUAAUUGAAGGGGAAGAAAAUGAUGAAUCUCAGGUUCAAGAAGAAAUAGAAAACCAUAAUUGUAAUAAAUCUUAUAACAAAGUUGUAUCCAGCAUUGAAAUAAGCUCUUUGCAGACCACAGAGAUGGAACCAUUUAUGGGCUUUUCUAAUAAUGAACAUGCUUUUAAUGAAGGUGAUCACAAAAAUGAUUCACACAAUACACAAGGAUUUGGUGAAUCUGUAAUGAAAGAGAGCAACAGGGAUGAGUCUAGAUUAGCAUUAGAUAGUAUAAAUAAUUCUAACUUAUCACAAUACAAUCAUUCAUUGGAGACAAGUAUUAUGCUUUGCUCCAAUGAUGAUCCUGAAAAUGAAAUAAAUGAAGGAAGGUGUUCCGACAAUCCAAAAGACAAUACAGUUUUAGAUAAUAGUGUAAAGCUGUCUGAAUCAUUAGAAGAAGCUGGCAGUGACAUUAGCAGAGAGAACGAAGAUAAUAACCUCAGUGAACAGUCUGCUAAUAAAUCAUCAAAUGAUUUCAGUGAUUUAGACACAAGUCAGUCACAAAAUGUUACUAUAGAUCCUAAAGAUGUGUAUAAAGAAAAUGAUGCUAGUCAAACUUCUGUAGACAAAUCUUUAAGCCAAGAAUCUGAUAACCAAUCACUUUAUGAUACUUGUGACAGUGGUGACACAACACAAGAAGAUUCUUUUGAUCGGAAAUUGCCUAUAGUUGAGUUAAAUAGACUAAAUAAUUCUAUAUUUCAAAAGUAUUAUAAUGAUAUGCCAAAAUACGAUGCAACAGAAAGAAGUGGAAGUUCUCAAGAUAGUAAAGAUUAUGAGAGUGUUGAUAAUAUUUCUGAUCACUCUAACAAAUCCAUUGAAAGUUAUAGCAACUCUGAAAAUGUAAAAUCCAUUGAAUGUUCAAGUAACUCAGACAAUGUACAAGAAUUUUACAAUUUAGAUACAUCUAAUGAUAUUUCAGAUGACAAUGAUUCUGAUUCCAAUAGUAACACUGAUGAAGAUAGAUGCAUAAGUUUUGUCACAACUAGAAGAAGAAAUGAAGUAACAAACGAUUCAAUGAUAUUAGGAUUUAACGAUUCAUAUGAAAGUGUUAGUAAUUCAGAAUGUGAUAAGACUGUGCUUAGCAAUAAUAGAAAUAGUAAUCGCAAGUCUGAUUUAAAUGAAGCUACGUUAGUUGUUAAUGAUAAGGAAAGUAGUAAAAUUUUUGUACCAACAGAAGACAUAGAACCUGUUGCAAAAAGAGCAUCAAAUGUUACUAGUAAAGUUGCAAGUGAAAGGGAGAGUUUCAUAAAAGCUGAGGAGCCUAAAUAUGAAUUUGUAGAACCUAAACCAUCCAUAGUUUUACAACCAGGCAAGAAAUGGGAACGCUCUUUGAGUAUAUAUAGGAGAAUGACUACAAUGAAUGAUCAUUUUGACAAUUCUUUGCUGGAAGAAGAGCCAAUGCAGUCUAAAGGAAGAAAGUACAGGCAGAGUGUUAUUAAUACUAUGGAACUGCAGGACAGAAGUAUACUACACAAUGAAUCAAUUAAUAGUCGAAGGAGUACCUUUGUUUCCAAGCCUUGCAGGUCUACGAUCAAGAUUGUGAAAGAACCCAAUAAUUCCAGAACAAGUUUAUGUGCUACAGCUGUAUUUGAUGACUUGAAAGGAUUUCUGAGCGAGGACUGUGAUGAAACGAUUGUUGAGUUAUCUAAACUUUCAAUCGCCGACUCGAAACACGAGGUCACAGUUUUAGAAAACUUUCAUGACACCGCGGGUCGAAUCGCAACAGCAAGGGACUACGUCUUGCGACGCUGCAAUCAGACAGAGGUCUUACUGUUUGAUGAAUGCUAUCCAGAUACGGUUCUGAAGAACUGCCACAAGAUCGGCGAGGGCGUCUACGGCGAAGUGUUUCUCUGGCGCGCGAGGGAUGGCAGGGCUCGUGUUAUGAAGAUAGUACCCAUAGCUGGCGCAACGAAGGUGAAUGGGGAGUACCAGAAGGACUACCACGAGAUUAUCUCUGAGAUUGUGAUUGCUAUGGAAUUGAGCGCCCUACGCGCUCCCAUAGCAGAUAUAGAACGCCAUUUUGAUGAGGGAAAGGACGUAGAUGCAUUGGAUUUACAUGCUGUGGAGAAUGCAACUGAUGUUUUUAAUGAGGUACUCGCUGUAAGGUGCGUAUACGGCUGUUACCCGUCACGCUUGCUCGACCUGUGGGAGUUAUACGACGAAUGCAAAGGCUCCGAGAACGAUAACCCGGCCAUCUUGCCCGUCGAUCAGCAGUACAUUGUUUUGGAGCUCGCGAACGCCGGCCAAGAUCUUGAGAGUUACCAGUUCAACAGUGCUGAGCAAGCGCAUGCAUUGUUCUUGCAGGUGGCUUUCGCGUUAGCCGUCGGCGAAGAGAGCUUUCAGUUCGAGCAUCGAGAUUUGCACUGGGGCAACGUGUUGAUAUCGCCUACGGAACAAAAGUUCGCAACGUUCGUGUUGCGCGGGCGCGCUCACCGCGUGGCGCGCUGCGGCGUGGCGGCCACCGUCAUCGACUACUCGCUGUCGCGGCUGUCGCUCCCGCUGGCAGGCUCUGACCGCGCCGCCCUCUACAACGACCUGUCCACGGACGACGGACUGUUUGAUGCCCUCGGCGAUUACCAGUUCGAGGUGUAUCGUCGCAUGAGAGAUAAGUUGGGAAAUGAUUGGAAGAAUUUCGAGCCGUACACAAACAUACUUUGGCUGCAUUACACUGUUGAUAAAAUGAUAACGGCCCUCCGUUACAAACGGACCAACACUAAGAUUCACAAGCAUUAUAUAGCGAAGCUGAAGGGAAUCAAGAAUCGAAUCCUGAACUACGGCAGCGCGGCCCAGUUCGUACUCACAGACAACGAAUUCUGAACGAUGAUAAAGAUAUAUAAAAAAUAAUAAUAAUAUAAUAUACAUUACAAUAUUUUUUCACUAGUAAAUAUAUUUCAAAAUGGAUAUUAGCGCUGUUUGCUGUUGUUAUAAAAAUUCUGACAUGGAUUGCAUAAAUUAUUAUGUAAAUAGUGUUCGCUUUGGUAACUUUGUUAAAUUUAUAGACGCUAAAAGGAUUAAUUAUUACAGUGUUGUCGCAUUACAAUCGCUGAAGGGUGCCUUCUUAGCUAAGGUAGUGCCUUUGUUCACAUUACAAAUAAAGUCAUUUAUGAAGUUCA
This is a messenger RNA of Amyelois transitella, 4298 nucleotides long. RefSeq lists its product as uncharacterized. Gene Ontology annotation, molecular function: ATP binding; histone H3T3 kinase activity. Gene Ontology annotation, cellular component: nucleus; cytoplasm. Bases 103 to 4002 code for a protein of 1299 amino acids. The record is from RefSeq and is a predicted model, not a curated record. Gene Ontology annotation, biological process: mitotic cell cycle; intracellular signal transduction; protein phosphorylation. Lineage: Eukaryota; Metazoa; Arthropoda; Insecta; Lepidoptera; Pyralidae. The transcript has 12 exons.